CGUGAAUUUAGGCCGCAGCUGGAAGGAAACGCCGGCAGUUAACGCAGCUCCUCUUCUCUUCAACGUUUCUUUUUAACAUCUGGGAGGAUCGAUGACGUCGAAGGGGAGAAUCCAGAGCAAAAGCACCCGGAUAAAACACCACAACAACACAGCUUGUGACACAGCUGUAACUCUAAUAAUUGAACAAAGUGAGCCCGCCGAACUGCAUGCUGGGUACAGCUCGCCUGUCACUCCCCGGAAAAGAGCGACACGGAGCGAGAGACCAGAGACGCAGCAACACAACCGCUGCCCAAGAGAGGAGCUGUGUCUGUUUGGAGGGUUUUUGGUUUUGGAAAAUCCCACGAUGCCGCAGGACACCGGGCUGAAGCAGUGCCGGCUGGCCCAGGAUCAGCUGGAGGACGCCAUCAAUGGCGUGAUGAAGGCUGAGCAGCAGCUAAGAGAGAACUCCAGAGAGGUGCGGUUGGAGCUCCAGAGCAGUGUGAGUCGUCAGCAGGAGGCCCUUCGCUGUCGAGAGGUUUGGCUGCUGGGUCAGAUCGAGCUGCUGGAACAAGUCAAGACGGAGACUCUGCAGCAGCAGCUGCACCGGCUGCACUGGCUCAGAGGACAGUUCGAUGUGAUCGUCCAUCAGCUGCAGAGCUCCAACAGCAGCAACGACCUGAACAACCAGCUGACCAGCUGCCUGGAGAAGUUGUCCUCUCUGAGUCUGACACCUGAGGAAACCCCUGAGAUGAGUUUCCAUGCCGACACUCGCUCACUGAGGCAGGCCAUCACUUCCUUCGGCCGCAUCACCGCUCAGCUGGUGGAGGGAGUGUCCUCUCAGAGCUGUCCCAUUGCCACCAAGAAACAGAAGACAGAGGCUCUGAGCGACUGGCUGAUGGGAGCGCUUCCUUCAAGCAAAUCUCCUAUUGGUUACCAGUCCAGCAACAACCCUCAGGAUUGGCUAAUGGAGGAGAGCAAGACUUCCUGUCCCGUCCUGGCCUCUGUGGACUCCCUACAGGCCUGGGGUCACCUCAUGGACCUGGAGGCGUGGCUCCUUCGAGACCACCCUCCCGUCGGCAGGCAGCGGACCAAUAGCAGCUGCAGCUCCACUUUCUCCAUCGAGAAGAUUGAUGAAUCAGAGUUUACCGUCAGUCCUGAGGAGGAGGAGGAGGAGGAGGGAAAGGAGGAGCCUAGCGACUGGCUCAUCACUCCGCCCACUGUUGCAGUGGAGACCAUGUCAGACGCAGAGCGCUGGAAAGAGGUUUUGAAGCCGUUUGACGACGGCUGGUCUUCAAGCGACUGGCUGAUGGGACCAAGCCGCCCCGCCGCUGACUGCUCUUCAUGCUGCCAGACCACCAAGGCCUUGGAGAUCGAGAACCUGGGUCAGCUUAAGUGCCUGAAGACCCCGCCCACCUCGCCUGCAGCCCCCGAGGCACCGGCCCUGGAGGCGUGGCUUCAGCAGGUGGCGCCUCUGCAGCAGACGUGCAGGGCGAAUGAGGUCUGCGCCUCCUUCUCCGAUUGCGUCUGUGAGGAGAACUGUGGGAGAGAAGCUCUGAGCCUCUGGCUGCUCAAACAGGAUGGGAGAGACAAGAACGGGGUCCCUGUAACCCCGCCCCCCGUCGCUGGAGCUCCACCUAUUGCAAAGAAUGCCCCGCCCACCCUACAUCACAGAGAGCAGGAACAGAAGGUUCAGGCCAUCCUGGAGGCCUGGCUCCACCCCACCAACCCCCCCCUGUCUGCCCGGGUUGCUCUUGAGGAGGAGAAGGCCAGCAGGGAGGACCACAGCUCCGGGUUCUCGUCUCCCUUCCUUUGCCCUCUGGAUCCAGGUCUCUGGGUGAUCCCGGGGUCAGGAGGUCAGCCCCAACCAGCGGCAGAGGACAAGUGGCUGCAAAAGAAGAGGAGUCAGGCUCAGGAGCGCCUGGCGAUGCCCUCCGUCUGUGACCUGUUCUCCUGCAUGAAAGUGGGCGGGGACAAAGAGAAGUGGCUGCACAAAGCUGCUGAACAGAUGUGAUGAUGAUGAUGAGGCUUCUUACUCAGCACAUGACUACGAGGGGAAACCAUUGCUGUGAUGGCAUCACAAUGAGCUCUCCUCCAAUCAGCAUCAACAACCCGCUGAUCAAUACACGUCUUGGGAAACCUUGCAUUUCCAAACUUUUAUUUUCUCCUCCAAAUAAUUCAGUGAGAGUCCAGGUGUAUCUUCAUCAAAGCUUCUAAUCUAUUGAUCUUUGAUUCAUUUAUGACUGACUAUUCAUCUAUUAAUUAUCGAAAGAUUUCUGCUCUAAGCUCUUUUGAUUUGUAUGUUUCUUAUUGAUUACCUGCUGCGACAGAUUUUAAGUUUCUUUUAUCCUUAAAAAAUGUUGAUCAGUUGACAUUUAAUCAAUAAUGAUGACAGGUCUCCCGAUACAUGUUCUCAUCUGCUCCUGAUUGGAUGGAGUGGGGCCUGCGAUUUAACCGAAGCCUUCUCUUGUUUCCUGUGACGCUGCCUCUUUUCUUACUGAAUGUUUCACAAAUAGCUUCACAGGUGGGAUGUGAAUAACUUUGCGUCUUUUCUAUCGAUUUGAUUCUCAAUAGAUACAUUAUUAUUUCAGUUUUAAAAUGUGUAAAGGAAUCGUCUUAGCGUUUUUAAUCAGGAUGCUCUGCCCUAAGUUGAGGUCUUGCAAGCAGACAUGGCGUCUUGUACCAUGUCAACACCAACUACCGGACUCAAGUGAACAUGUAACCCAGAAUGCAUCUGAGCUGAGCAUGCCGCCAUCUGUGAGGUCACAUGACUGAGGUGAUUGGUGCUUUUUAUUGGAGCUCGUAGGUCUGGAGCUUAUUAGAGGGGCUGAUAUAUAUAUAGCAAUGUAUAUUCUUUACAAUAAUAAACCUGAUGACAUAA
Molecule: messenger RNA, 2857 nt
Organism: Pungitius pungitius (ninespine stickleback)
Lineage: Eukaryota; Metazoa; Chordata; Actinopteri; Perciformes; Gasterosteidae
Gene: ncoa4
Product: nuclear receptor coactivator 4
Exons: 12
Coding region: 92-1990 (632 amino acids)
Biological process (GO): intracellular iron ion homeostasis; response to hormone
Molecular function (GO): transcription coactivator activity
Source: RefSeq, a predicted model, not a curated record